Dreissena polymorpha is the source of this 3716-nucleotide messenger RNA. RefSeq names its product choline/ethanolamine kinase-like. Gene Ontology annotation, cellular component: cytoplasm. Gene Ontology annotation, molecular function: ethanolamine kinase activity; choline kinase activity. The coding region runs from base 131 to 1402 and encodes 423 amino acids. Lineage: Eukaryota; Metazoa; Mollusca; Bivalvia; Myida; Dreissenidae. Gene Ontology annotation, biological process: phosphatidylethanolamine biosynthetic process; CDP-choline pathway. The transcript has 9 exons. The record is from RefSeq and is a predicted model, not a curated record.
CAUGUUCAUAAACAAAAUCAGCUGACCUACAUGAUGAAACACACCAUACCACUGUACAAAUCCUGUCAUAUUGGACGUGAAAAGUACGUGUCAAAUGUUAACGACGUGUUUGUGACAUAUUAAAGCUACCAUGAUAAGAGUAAAGGCGUCGAGAAUAAUAUCUAUUUUAUCAACAAAGGUCAAGACAACGAUGGCGAUGGAUGCCCAUUAUCAGUGGCCGCCUUAUUUGUUAUCAAUUUUAGUGCACAUGUUUCAAAGGCUACUCCACGUUGAUAUAAACAAGUUUCAGACCAGGAAAAUGGAGAAAGCCGUUCCUAUGGACGCGAGACAACUCGGAUAUACCAUGUGUAGGGAUUCAUUGGGUGGAGUUUGGGCGGAGAUCGAUGAAAACCAAUUUGAAAUUACUCCACUGAGCGGCGGUCUCACCAACUACCUGUACGUCUGCUCGCUCCCAUCGGAAGUGCAGGCACCAGACAAUCAGCCCCGCUCCGUGCUGUUGCGAGUGUACGGAGACAUCGCCACCUCAAGCAGCUUCGUCGUUCAGAACUCAGUGAUAUUUGCCCUUAUGUCUGAAAAAGGGCUUGGACCCAAGCUAUAUGGCAUGAACCCGAAGGCGCGAAUAGAGGCACUCCUUCCGGCAAAUUGUCUACAAACUGUUGACCUCCACAACUCGACCAUAUCGCGACAGAUAGCGGAGAAGUUGGCACUGUUCCACUCCUUGGACAUGCCGCUGUGCAAAGAACCGAGGUUCUUAAACAAGACAAUGGACGACUGGAGCGUAAAGGUGCGGGACACGUUACGACGAACUUGCAGCAGGGACGAAGAGACGUACAUGCAGAAGUUUAGAAACUAUCAUUUAGAAGAGGAAUUAGAAACAUUGAAAUUAAUACUGUCAUUAGUGGAUUCACCCGUUGUUUUCUCGCAUAACGAUCUCCAAGAAGGCAAUAUUCUCUACACUAAAGAAGAGAAUGCCAUGACAGUAAUUGACUGGGAAUAUUGCAGUUAUAACUAUAGGGGCUACGAUUUUGGAAACCAUUUUAUCGAGUGGUGCUAUAAUUACCAAGUGGAGGAAGAUCCAAAGUUCAAGGUCAACUUGGACAAUUAUCCGAGCAGGCAGCAACAGGAGGAAUUCUUCCGUGCGUAUCUGCGCACGCUGGACCGUGACAUCACUGAUGAUCUUCUACAGCUAAUGUACGUGGAGGCAAAUACGUUCGUGCUGGCCUCGCACUUCUUUUGGGGGCUGUGGUCCAUCCUGCAAAACAACAUGUCCACGAUAGAGUUUGGAUUUCUCGAAUACGCAGAGAGCCGUUUGGACGCCUAUUUCUUGUUUAAAGACCGAUUGCCGUCUGAGAUAGUUGAACGCUUGAACCAACAUCGCCAGUUGAAGCAUUCCACAGUAUAGUGUGAUGAGCAACCACUGUAACAAUGCCAGCAUAAGCAACACAAAUGCGCAUCGAAGGUUGCUGUCAUGACAACUGGAGAAGCCCUGACCUCGCUCGCUAAUACUGGUGUCAAUGUGAUAGAGUAUUUUUUCUAAUUGCGUACUAACAUGUUUAAACCUUUAGAGUUUAAAAAAAACAACAUUAAAUUUCAGCCUGAUCACAUUCUAGAAGAGUUACCAGUAAAAGAAACACGAAACCAAUUAUGAAUCUAUUUUCACAGCGGGCAUGGUUCUUUUGAAAUCACUAGUCAAUGGCUGUAUGUUUGUAGUUUUCAAGUAUUGGUACGCGGAUCUUGUUAUAAUGUUGUUGUAAUCAGAAAUUUUAAGCUUAAAUAUUCGUGAGUGAAUUGACAGCGUCAUCCAUUACAUGGACUGAACGUGCACUAGGUGCCAGUGAAACUUAGGGUAUUUUUUUAUUUUCAAAAGUGUUUGUAUAUAAGAGUUGUAUAUAAAAAUCUAUUGCUGUUUGUGAACUGCUUAGAUUUCAAACAAAUGUGAUAUGUAGCUUGUCUUUAAUUGCAUCUGGUCGCUAAGUAUAAGUAUAUUAUUUGAAUACCAAGCUCUUUCAUUCACAUUUUGUCUUUAAAAUUGACAGUACAUUUCAUGGUAGUCUUAAUUUUAUUUAGUCCUGCUGUAUUCGAACGCAUUUAACUGACAUACCAGUAAUAUGUUUAAAUUGUUAUGAUGAUGAAAUAAUGUUUAUUUAUAGCGAAUAAUCAUUAUUUAUAAGCUAUUAUACACAUAUUCCUCGUGUGCAAACCAAUAAACUUUUUAAUUCAAAGUGUAUGCUGGCAUGAUUGUUUUUACAUUUGGACUUUUUCUACAAGUAUUUAUGUUUUAAUCAAUAGAUAUUUUCUUUAAAAUUAAAAUGCAGGCGUUUUUUAUUUAGAUUUUACAUUUUAAUUUUAUCAUCUGGCUGGCCUUGUGACUUUAAACAAAUGAAAACUUUAGCAUUAUUCAUGAGGAUUUUAAUCAUAUAGAGGUUAAUAUUUACUUGAAAAUACAUGUACUGUACAUACUAUAUGAUACUAACAUGUUUGUGCAAUGCAGUUUUCCAAGACUUAUUCAGUACGCAUAUCACCAUGACUUAUCCGUUCAUUUUAUGUAUUUUGCAUAGUCAGUAUUACUUUGCAAUCAAAUAUGUGUUCAUACGAAAUAUGUACCCGUAUUUUGUGAUCCUUAUCAACAUGGUAAGAUCCAGAAUAAAAUCCUGCAAAGUGCUUCUAUAAAAAAAGCAUUGUCGUAAUAAUGGAAAAUCGGAACCAUUUGUUGUUACAAUCUAGUGCCUACGUUUGCUUAAUCAAUAGUUUCUUGGAGUCUGUUUUCUUCUUGUAACAAUUUCAACCAUGGUCUGUACUUUUUUACAUAAUAAUGAAGAAUUGACUUAAUUGGAAAUGCAUCAGCAUUUUAAAAUAUACGGGGUUCCAAUAUUGCUCUUUCCAUUAAAACAUUUUUUACACGCUUAAUAGAUUUAAUAAAUAGUAUUUUAAUAUUGGUCUAAAGUGAGAAGAAAACAUUCGUGCAGAAGGCAUAAUAAUUUCAAUUUUACAUACUUUUCUAAGUGCAGUUCUUUGCAAACGCAUUUUGGCAUUCCAUGUCGAUCAUAGAGUUUCGCAUGUCAAUGGACCGUGUAUAAACGCGCUUUUUUUUUUUACAUGUAGUUAGUUACAAAUGAAAUCCGUUAUUUCAUACUACAAUACUGUUUUGUAUGUGCAUGUUUUACCUACAUAAGCAAACGUCUUAGAUAUUAAUUUCAUUGGUAUAUGGACAGUCUAAGCUAACACUGUUAGAUAAUGUUUUUACUUGACACAGGAAGACAUAGCUGUCCGUAUCAACACAUUAAUCUUUCGUUGUAAAUAACAGUAAGCAGAGCAGUGGUAAAACAUGCUUUAGAUGUCGUGUAUGAACUAGUUUUGUCAAGACAUGUUUUGACUUCAAGUCUUCCAAUUGACUUAUUUUGCGUUUUUUAUGUAUAGAUUGUUUGUUCAUUUUGAAGUCAGUAAGGGAAACGUUAACUGUUACAUGUUAAAUCGGAGUAUUGAAUAAUGAAUUUGUUUUGUACUAGGUACUCAUUUUUCAUAUUAUGGUACGACACUUGAGAUGGAUUUGAACAUACACAAAAUGGGUACAUGUGUCAUUCCAAAGCAAAUUUUAUUUGUAUUGUGUUUCUUUGCUAGCAAUAUUAUUGUCUCAUUGUUGAUGCGUAUUAAUUGCGAUUCUGCAUGAAAUGUUUGUUUUAACGAUGCUAUUUUAUUCAAUAAAAUUACGUACAGUA